Molecule: messenger RNA, 4264 nt
Organism: Leucoraja erinaceus (little skate)
Lineage: Eukaryota; Metazoa; Chordata; Chondrichthyes; Rajiformes; Rajidae
Gene: rsph10b
Product: radial spoke head 10 homolog B
Exons: 20
Coding region: 1125-4061 (978 amino acids)
Source: RefSeq, a predicted model, not a curated record
ACGGUUGGCGAGGCAGUCUUGAGCAUAUCUUUGAACAAAAUACGGAUUCUGUUUCUGAUGCACUUCAAAGCUUUAGAUAGUUUAGAAUUUAAUGAGUAGUCCUUUAGCAAAAGUUUGAAUACCUGGUGUGUGAAGCUCCAACAAUCUCCAUGAAGCCCAAUGCCCUCCAAGACAAAGUUGGCUGCAAUGUGACACACAUUCCAUCCAUUAAUAUAAAUGUUUCUCCUCCACUGCUGACGCAUCGUGUUUGCACUGUGCACUAUCUUAAAAAUCCAUUGCACUUACUUACCUGGGCUUCUUGACAGCAUCUCCCAUACCCACAACCUCUCCCCAUAAGGUCACCUGUUGCAGAGAAACAUCAGGCUUCCCUCAAUAGUGCACCUAUUCCUGACUUGUUAAUGGAUUGGCAAUCCUCAUUGUUGCUGGGUCUAAAUGCCAGAACACCCAUCCAAUAGUGAUGUGGGAGAACAUACAGCUGAAGAACAGCGGUUGUUCAAGAUGGUGGCUUACCGCCUUCUUUCUCCGGGUCUUCCUCUAGGGUGGCACAGUGGCGCAGCUGGUAGAGCUGUUGCCACACAGCGACAAAGACAUGUCUGUGUUCGAUUCCGACCUUGGGUGCUGUCUGCGUGAAGUAUGCAUGUUAUCCCUGUCUGAAUGCGUGGGUUUCAUCCCGCAAACCAAAACGUGCAGGUUUGUAGGUUAUUUGGCCUAUGUAUACCGCCCCUUAGUUUGUAAGGAAUGGGAUAUAGAACUAAUGUGAAUGGUGUUCAGAGUGGACGGUGGGCCGAAGGGCCUGUUUCCACGCUGUAUUUUUAAAGUAAGACAUUGAAAGCUUCAUAGUAUAGGUUUUAGAAGGAUAUGGGCUAAUUGCAGGCAGGCGAGACUAGUGUUGGUCGGCGUGGGCAGGUUAGGAUGAAGGGUCUGUUUCCAUGCAGCAUAACUAGAAAUCCAGGACAUUUACUGGAGACAGUGAAUGCUGACCUUGCUAGCGAUGACCACAUUCUGAACAAUAAAGAACUAAAAUAAUAAUUUCAUCAGCGUGGUUAGGCUUUACAGAAUUGGUUGGUAUAGGCAAGUUGGCCGAAAGGCCUGUUUCCGUGCUGUACGACUCUUUAAGAGGACAAAUGGCAGAAGAACGCUAUUUAAACCCAGUGUUGGAGACUCUUUGCGGCCCUGCGACGUCCUGUAGAUCACGUGCGCAAGCCCACGAACGGGUUGCCCGGGUAACAGCGGCCGACGUUGCCAGGGACGACACCAAGAUGGCGAAGGAGAAGAGAAAACGGAAAGGGAAAGAGGAUAAGGACAAGGACAAAGACAAGGAAAAAGAGAAGGAAAAGGAGAAAAUCAAACUCAAGAAAGGGAAGUCGGGGGAUUGGACGGAGGAGGCGGCGUUGGAGCCGGAGGUGGCGCAAUCGGAUGCGAACCUAAUGUGCCGGGUGGUGUCCGAGGCGCCGGAGGAAGGGAGCUUGGAGCCGGUGCCCGAGGAGCCCGAGAGCCACGAAGUGUCGCCGGAGGUCAACAUCACCUACUAUGAGGAACCCAUACUGACCAAGCUGAUUGUGGCGAGCUACGAGGGAGAGAAGAUGCGAGGUCUUUAUGAAGGUGUAGGUGUUGCCCAAUUUCAAGGAGGUCAUGUCUAUGAAGGCAUGUUUUCGGAAGGCAUGAUGCAUGGCCGAGGUACCUACAUGUGGGCGAACGGAAUAAAGUAUGAAGGAGAUUUUGCGAUGAAUACUCCCACAGGCCACGGCACUUACACAUGGACUGACGGCAGCACCUAUGUUGGUGAAGUGCAAAAUGGAAUACGCCACAGACAGGGAACUUUCACGAGUAGUGAGCGAUCUAUUUCUUACACUGGCGAGUGGAGCUAUGGCAAAAGGCACGGAAAGGGAACAAUAUACUAUAAUGAAGAAGGAACCUCAUGGUAUCAAGGUGACUGGGUGAACAAUGUUAGGGAAGGCUGGGGAAUUAGACGGUAUAAGAGUGGGAAUGUGUACGAAGGAGAAUGGAAAAACUUUACUCGUCACGGAGAAGGCACGAUGAGUUGGAUUUCCACUAAUGAAGAAUACACAGGCCAAUGGGAAAAUGGUAUUCAGCAUGGAUUCGGGAACCACACCUGGUUUCUGAAGAGGGUGUUGGGUACUCAGUACCCACUAAGAAAUCAGUAUGUAGGAGAGUUUGUGAAAGGGGUCCGACAGGGUCAAGGCAAGUUCUUCUAUGCAAGCGGAGCCGUGUACAGUGGAGAAUGGCUGGCAAACAAGAAGCACGGUUUUGGAACAUUCUUGUUUAAGAAUGGUCGUACUUUUGAGGGAGAGUUUUUGGAAGAUCGCAUGGCAGAAUUUCCUCAUUUUUCAAUUGAGGGGAUGAACACACCAGAUCUGAGUACCAUACGCACCGAAUCACCAGUUCAAACUGGCAAUAUGAAAGAAGAAGGAUCAAAAAGUGCAAUUAGAUCAAUUCUGCAGCAUAACGUGGAACUUGAUAUCGCAUCAGUUUUGGAGAAGAUGCCAGAAGGAGACAGACAAAACGAGGUUUUGCAGUUAGAGUAUGCUAUUCUUCGAAAUUUCACACAACUGAAGAAAAUAUACAGUUUCUACAGUAGUCUGGGGCACCAGCAAUCUCCGGAUAAUGCCUUCCUACUGAGCCAGCUCCAGUUCUGGAGAUUUCUCAAAGACUGCAAAUUUCACCAUUAUGGUUUGAGUCUGGCUAUCAUGGAUAGAAUUCUUCACGAACAAUUUACUACAGUGGAGGAUACUCACUCUCCGUUUGACACACUGUUGUUGGGGAGGUUCCUGAGCUACAUUGUCAUCUUGGCCUACCAUAUUUACCACAAAGAGCAUGAAGGUCAGCGUCCUAUUCUUGAAGAUUGCUUUUCCAAACUAAUGGCCAACAAUCUUAUUCCUUAUGCCUGCGUUGUUCAUGGGCGUUUAUUUCAAGAACGUGAAUGUACUACGAUCACACUCGGCUAUGCAAAUAAAUGCUGGGACGUGUACAGAACCUAUUGUGAGCAGAAGCGUAGGCCAGCCAACACCAAGAUCAUGACAAUGAGGCACUUCCUGUGGAUGCUCAAGGAUCUAAAUUUAUUGAGCAAGCAUUUAACAGCAACUCGUAUUGUCCAGAUCUUGUCUCAGGAUAACCCGGCAGUGUCUGAUGGAACCUACCAUAACAUGGACAUUGAGAUGGUUUUCUUGGAGUUUUUGGAAGCCCUUCUCUCGUGUGCAGCAGUAUAUGUGACCAAAAGAAUGCUUGAGAAUUCGGAAAUGUCAUCUGGAACGUCAAGUGGUGUGAAUCUAACACACCUGGCAAGCACUGUGCCUGCUCAGGCAGGACAAGAACCUACAGACCAGGUCACCAUCCAAGAAUACAUUUCUCCUGAACCAAAUGGACGCGGCGCAAAAUCUCUCCUGAAGAAACGUGGAGAAGCUAAUGGAGUCGGUACAAGGAGGUCAGAGCGGAGGAAAAAUAAAGCAUCUGCCUCAUCAGCUGAGAAGUCCACAAAAGCAUCCGCCCAUCAUGAUCAGGGCAAAUCUGCAGCUGUGCUGAAACCAGCUCAGAAGGAAGAGGAGCUAAACCAGAACAUUUCCCAGUUGCAGCCUGGUGAGAACGUCUCUGGAGAUUCACAGAGUGAAAUGAGUGAUUAUGGUAAAGGAUCAGAAGAUUUGCAAAUUGCGCUCAAGCUACUCGAAACAAAAGUAAUGUCUGCCAAGGCUCCAUCACUGAAACCUGAAGUCAAGUCAGGGGCUGAACUAGAAUUGUGGCUGAGUCAAAUCUGCUUCUUCUUCUUGAAGAGACUAUUCCCAGCCUAUGAACAUGUGGAGGUCUUGAAGCUAGAGGCAAGGAAAGACAUUCUGCAACAGAAUGAACUGGAACACCAAGCAAUGAUAACGAUUGAAAUGAGGUUGAAAGAUGAAGGCAUAAAAUGCAGCCAGGAGAAUGAAUCGUCAUUGAAUGCUGGAUCACAAAGUGACGAAGAUGAUAAAAACUAUGUUCCACAGAAGGAUAAUAUUUCUGUCAUAUCCUCUAAAAAAAGCAGCGGAGUCAGAAAGAAGAAAAAAUCCGUAUGACUUGGGUCCUCACAUAUAAACGGGGACUAAUUUUAAUAAACCAUUGUUAUUAACAAUUUUCUAACUUUCACUGAAACCUAAAAUUGGAAUAAUUAGUGUCUCUGUUUAAAUAUGUCAUACCAGGGCUUAGGCAGAGGAAUAUAUCUUAGAGGAAUAUAUGUUCUAUUUAAUAGGAUAGAGGGCUAUGGGGAGAAGGCAGAAUA